Trypanosoma grayi is the source of this 330-nucleotide messenger RNA. RefSeq lists its product as hypothetical. The transcript has a single exon. Bases 1 to 330 code for a protein of 109 amino acids. NCBI's taxonomy places the organism in Eukaryota, Euglenozoa, Kinetoplastea, Trypanosomatida, Trypanosomatidae. The record is from RefSeq and is a predicted model, not a curated record.
AUGAUUGAACCACACCCCGAUGAAUUCAUGGCUUUUUCUAAGAAUCUUCUGCUCUCCCACCGUUGCGCCGCAUCGGCCCACGUUUGUUCAGCAGUGCGGCCUCAUGGGUCUACGCAUGCGCAAGGCCCUCCAAUACGGAUAUUAUCGAUCCAAAUAUAUAUCCUUAACUCACACGGCGCUGCAUAUGUAGAUUUUAAGAUUUCUGGGUUCCAGGUCAAAGCUCUCGCGAUAGUAUGCAAUAUUUCCGAACCGCAUUUGCACACCAUUGGAAGCCGUGCGAACUCUACUAGUUCCCCACUUUUGUAUGACACCGGAAAUUCGUGCGCAUAA